GCGUUUAACACGCGUGACGUCACUGCCAUUUACUAAUUAACCAAAGACACCAAAACAAAUCCCCUAUAGGGGCACGUCGCACCAACAUCACCUAAUUUUCUUUCUCGAUUUUAACUCUCGCCUACUGAGCCCUCAAACCGGCGCUGGAAUCAAACGCGCCGCCAAUAUCACAGCCAUUUCCCAUCUCCCUCCAUUCAUUAAUGAUUCCUGUAGGGGGCUGCACACGUCAGCAUCAGCCGCUGUUGACAGAAGCCCCCAGGCUGCUGUCACUGACACGGCAGCAGCAGCCGCCGCCGACGCCGCCGCUGUUGCCCGUCCCGGGCAUACUAUUACAGCACUCAUCAUAACCACCACCAACCAACCACCGUCAUCGUCACCACCACCACAUUUACCUCCAUUGCCAACUAUCACCGCCACCAUCACCACCAACACUCAACGUCCAUUACCAUAGGCAGCAUGUGGGCCAAGCUGCUGUUCCUGCUGCUCUACGUGUGCGUGCUGUUCCUGCUGGCGCGAUUCUUCGAGGCCGUGUCGUGGUGCGAGACCGGCAUCUUCGCCUCUCGCCUCGUCGACCCCGUGGCGCUCAGCCUCAGGAAGCUGCGCGGCCUCCUCGAAUCGCGCGGACUCAGCCACGCGGGGCUCCUCGAGAAGAGGGGACUCGCCCGCCUCGUAGAGGACUCCGGCGAUGUGAGCGAGGGAGAGCUCUAUUCCACGCUGGCCGAGGGGGAGGCAGACGUGGACAACGCCAGCAGCAGCAGCAGCAGCGCGGACUUCACCAGCGAGAUGCACUUCUACGAGCAGGUGGAGGACACCAAGGAUGGCGUGUGGCUCGUGCAGAUCUCGUGCAAGAAGAAACACUUCAUGCUGGAGCCGAAGGAGUGGAAGGAGGUGGUCAAAAAAGUCUCCCGCUUCGGCAUACGAACAGGGACCUUUCACUGCUCCCUGGAUCCCAGGUUCUGCAUGAAGCGGGGAUGGCUUGGACCAAGUCUCAUUAUGGCCGUGCCUCUCACAAACACCUCCAAGGGAAAGGUGGUCCUCAAAGAGUUCCACGGGAGGGUGAAGGGGCUGCAGCACAUCCUGGAGUGGGUGCACGCGAGCGUGGCGGCUCGCAUCGCCGCCGUGCGCAAGCCGGCGGAAUUCUGGGACGAGUGGCGCAGGCCGGGCACGAGCGACGCCAAGGCAGGAAGGGGCGGCGGCGGUGGCAGAGGGGGCAACAAAGUGGGCGCCGGCAACAGCCGCGUCAAGGUCUUCCUGUUCGCCAACCUCGACCGGCCGCCCAUGUUCCUGUCGGCCGUCAGCGUCAAGUUCACGGGGCGUGUCCGCUUCAUCUUCGUCGACAUGCGCAGCUGGCGCAAGGAGGACUAUGAGCGGCGCGGGGAACUGAACCUGCGCAAGCUGCCCGCGUACAUCAUUCAGACGCCCGAGGGCACGUACGAGUACGGCACACUGCGAGGCGAGCACUUCUCGCACCGCGCCCUCGACAUCUUCCUGCGCUUCUUGCAGCCGGAGGUAAACGACUUGUUCGUGCUCAGCCUGGUGCUGGUGAAUGCCGCCGCAUGGAUGGACCUCUUCAUCACACAGGGUGCCACCAUCAAGCGCUUCGUCGUGCUCAUCAGCACCCUGGGCACCUACAACACGCUGCUCAUCCUGUCCUGGCUGCCCAUCGUCGGCCUCCUGCAGCUGCCCCACCUGGACACGUUUUACGAGUACAGCCUGAAGUUUCUGCGCUUCACCAACACCACAAAGAUAGCGUCGUGGGUGCGCACGGACUGGAUGUUCUACUCGUCCCACCCCGCGAUAUUGUUGGGCACGUACCUGGCGCACGGCCUGAUCGUCGACCUCAUCGAGAAGAAGCGCAAGCUGUCCGACGAGGACGACGAGAUCCUGAUGGAGAACAAUUUGGACUGGCUGUCGAGUCUCUGGGAAUAUUAUUCUAAUUAUUUGUUCCGCCCCAUAGGCUCCUUCCCGGGCUACCCCACCAGUUAUUACGACGGCGACUUGGAGGACGGCAUCGACGUUUUGCUGGAGCGACUCGCCGUGCCGGACCUUUGGCUGCGACCGUCAAUUUCGACCGAUUAUAUAAAGUAUCUGCCGACGUGGGAAUUUAAGUGCGCCGAGCGCAUUAAAACGCCGGCCCGUGCUGCCGCUCGCACACGCGCGCCCGGACCGGGCGCGGACGAGGGGUGCCGCGGCUGCUCUGCCUCGCGCGCGGACGACGACGACGACGACGACGGCGACGGCGGCGAACAUUCGCGCGAACGCGGAGCAAGCCACGUGCCCCCCCACGGCGCCUGCCCUUCGUGUAAAUCCGCCGGGGCACGCGGCGGACGUGGCGGCGACGCGGCGCGUAUCUCCCCUGUCUGUAGUCGAAACGCCGGAGCGUGCGAGAGGGAAUUUGGCCGCUGCGUUUGCGGACGAGCAGGAGGCGGCGAGCGCGGCGGGGCUGUCUCCGGCGGUUGGACUGAGCCGACGGGUCGCGUGGGGGCGGCUCCGGCGCAGGCUGAAUCGCCGUGUGGGCAGCCCGACGGGCCCCGGCGCCUUCCCCCCACAGACCCUCGCGUCGUGGCCGACAGCAGCGCCUCCGACUCGGAGGUCGAACGGGAGGUGGAGGCCGACUGGUCGUGCUGGCCGCGGGGCUCGGUGCGCGGCUCCGAGUGCGUGGUGUGCCUCGAGGCCUACUCGCUGGGCUGCCUGCUCACGUGCCUACCCUGCGGCCACGCCUUCCACGCUCGCUGCAUUGCCAUCUGGCUCGAAGGCGGCCGCCACUGCUGCCCCGUGUGCCGAUGGCUCGCGUUCCGCGCACGACCCCAGCAGGCCGCCCCCCCGGCUCCACCCGGCUUCACCCAGCACGCCGAUUGAAGGGGAAACGUCACUCGUAAAAUCCGCCCUCUACCCCACCCAUCCAUCUGCCCCCUACCCACCCACCCACCCCCGCUGCCACUCAAAGCGGAGUGCACUUAGUGCACUACAUGAAAGGUUGAAUGAAAUACCUCUUUUCCACGGUACAACCGAGCCGUGCUGGGCCCACGCCAAUGCAGCCCAGUGCAGCUCCUGAGGCGCCAGGUUGCUUUUCCACUGCAGAAGCCGGUGCCAUGCUGCUAAAGUCGCACGCGAUGAACGAGUGGAGACGCAUGCAGAUCACACUGCCUUCCAUCUAUUGACUGAUGUCACGCUUACGGGCUCCUCGCGGUACAGGUGGUUUUCCACUGGCUUGUUUUCCAUGCUUAACGAGAACCAGGCCAUGAUGUCGCUGGCCUCACAAGACAUCUGAAUCCAGCUCGGGGCCAAGCAGGGCCAGAGGCAUGGCUAAACAACGCAUUAGUUGCGUGUGACGUCAAUCGGCAAACAACCCAGACACAUCACCGCAUCAUCUCCCUGUGUCUCAGCCCUGUCAUUGCGUGUGAUUCUGCAGUGGGACAAAAUGUGACCCCCUCCUGAGCUGCACCACCUUGGUUGCACCAUUGGAAAAGAGGAAUAAGGAUGUGUUUGUCCGGCAAAGGUGCAUAUAUCAAUUUUACAUCGGUGUCAAUGGCUAGGAAUCGAACCUAGGUGAACGAGAUAAUAGUGCAGUACGCUAAGCAUUGUGCCACAGCUCCCGACAUCAGCUCACCGACAGCACACUUUACUCCAGCCGUCUGUCAAGCUUAACAAAUACCUUCGUGUCUUCAAUCACUCCUAUAACAAAUACAAGCUUGCCUUGUGGCACUGUAAUUGAGGGCAGUUCCUCAAACGAAGCAUCGAACAUUCAUCAUUGCCAAACGUAGAUAAACGCCACCUGACCAUUUAACGUUCAGUGGCAGACAUCGCAGAGCCUGUGCGCAAGCUAUGCUUUGCUUCCGGUGCACGUCAGGUGCGCUGUGAAUAAAGCCGCAUACCCUGAGCGGGAGGAAGAAGAUCAGCAGAUCAGUGUAAGGGCAAGUGGGAAUUGGUGUUUAAAUCGGCGUUGUCAGCAGUUUCUUCUAUUCGUGCAGUGAACAUAGUGACCACAUUCAAGAGCGUAAUGCGAAUUUAAGAGCUACUCAAGUUUAAACUUCGGUGAAAUUAGGUGAAAAGGACACAGUUAUCCCCCACGCCAUGUUAAUGUAAUCUUAUAAAUUAUGCAUGGUGCUGUCAUGUUCUCAUUGAGAUACAAAGUGCGUUUCUGGUGAGGGUUGAUGUCCUUUCUAGUGCUCUGAUGAAAUCUUCAUUAUUAUUACUUUUCAUUUCUUAGAUCACCCAGAGUUAGAAAUCUUUACUUGGACUGGAGGAAUCCAAUGAGCUAUGAAGUUUUCGUUUCAGAGAUGUCCAGUCAAGGGCGGGUCAGCAGAACGAAUUCCCAAUUGACAGUCAAUAAGGGGCGUAGCCUUGAAUACGGAUGGAGGAAUACUGCAAGAGCAGAAAUUGUAAGUCAAGUGUUGACUUUGCAACAGCUGUGAGUUCCGACACAAGGGAGAAAGCAGUGGUGACAUCUGGAGGCAUCGGCAGUAUUGACCUUGAUGACCUCUGGACCUUGAAGUCGCAGGAUAACGCAGCUGUCAGGCCUAUUUGUCGAUUUUCUCCCAAUCACGUGAUGCAUCUUAAGCUUUGACACGUUAUUUCUUGUUCUUCUCUCCAUUCUGCACGCGUUGGUCUUCUCUGUUACAUUUCGCUGGGGAAAAGAGUGAUCUGAGCAUCUGCAUUAUCUAAUCAUUUGGUUGUUUUUUUUUGUUGUUCAGAGACCCUCCCCCUCCCAACAGUUUAAGCCAGAAAUAAACACCCCAGAUGUUUCCUGUCUCUUUAAUAUAGGUGAGGCUCAUAUGGUCUAUGAUUUUCUGUUACAUUGCAUAAACAUGCACACGUUCGUUGUGGUGCCUUUUCACCACGUGCAAUCAACUGCAACGGCAUGCGGUGCGUGCGAUUGAUUGCGUUCGUCGAGUCUGACGGGGAGGUGUUUGGCACAUUAACACGAGUAAAUUUAAACGCGUCGGUUUCGAGUCUCACAGUUCGAAUUAAAACCCCGUGUAAGCAUGCCACCGGUGCGUAAAAAUGUGCUGUCCGCGGAAGGCUUGCAAUUUGACCGCAGUGCGAGUGUUCUUGAUCAGAAGGGUUUGUGUAAAUAUACUCUCAGAAUGCUCCAGUGGGUAAUAUGCAUUAGUUUUAUUUUUCCAGUACAGCACGGUUUGACCGUGUGAGAAUCCCUCAAGCCCAUGGCUGGGAAGAUGUGCUUAGUGGCUGAUAUUUUGCAUCUUGCUGUUCAGCCCCACGCGAUUUCUUUUGCACUGAAAUGGACCAACUUUAUUGACACUGCUAUAGCUGUUGGGGAAAGGCACUUGCACACGGUACUCGCUUAUAAUAAUCGAGCUCAGACCACUUCCACCUUGACAGAUGGAGUGGAUGGUAAUGUGAUCUUAUUUCCUAUGUCGGCGUGAAAAACCCAUCCUUCCAAGGUUACAGGUUUAUAUAUGGAAGGAAAGCCAUCUUGUAAAGAGACUUACAAAGGGUGUACUAAAUCCAACCACUGUAUUUCGUUACCCAAUCUAUACAAAUCAAAAUAACUCAACCAAUAAUUGUUGCCGGCAUGUGCAUCAUUAUCUAGCGUAGAUAACUAUUCUCAUUUGUCCUAUCUCUGGGUAAUCUGAAUGUGUAGGUUGGUGAGAGAUGGCAACUGUAUACAUUGGGCCGUUUGUUGAAAGUUCUUCAGGCCUUGUUAGUUUAAUAUAUUGGACUGCUAUGAUUGCAUUAUCAUCCACAUUGUAAGGCAGUUUAAACUGCUUUGACAAUGACUGCUAAUAAUAUACAUGUUUGCACAGCAGAGUUGAAACUAAUAUUUCAAUGGCCAGUAAGAAGAUGAACAGAUAAAAUAAAAAUGACCGUGUAAAAUGAACGUCUAGAUUUAUUUUCUAAACUCAGGAUUUUUACCUAGGUUUUGGUGUGACUAAUGUAACUUUUGAACAUUGCUCUUUGGUUUCCUUUCCACGUGGAAUGUGUGACGGAGAGGGGGGGGGUCGGACAGGAGUGACAAUAUUUCUCGACACCCUGGCAAAUGCAUUUUCCUCAAGGGAAAUCAUUCGUCAAGGACAGCUUGUCCAAGUGUUCCCUCUGCUUAAGCUAUAAGAAUUUAAAUAGAUUACGUUAAAAUAAAGUGUCACUCUGCAUUUAAAAUGUGCGAACGAGUUUUAAAUGUGAGAAAGCAUUAGUGGACCGUGAACUGGAGGAGAGUAUGUAACAGUUUAUGCAAAAGGCUAAUGAAAGUUGAUUGUGAUAAUGUUUUUAUCAAACGAGGUUUGUGCCAAAUUCACUUUUAUUGGCGAUUUCAAGAUGUUGGUAAAACUCUGUUUCCCAUCUCAGGUGCUACCAACAAGUCAAAUAUUUGGCCUGGGCUCUUGGACUAUAAAGACAUCAAUGUACGAAAAAAAUGUGGGACCAUAAGUUCCAACCCACUGUGCAAAUUAUCCCUAAUAUUUUACUGCCGUUGACCACCUAAAUGACGUGUAUCAUCCAUGAUGCGAAAUAUAUUCUUUGUGAUUGGCAGAGUCUGUGUACCAUUACAAACGAGACCACCGCAAAACGUUAUCCCACCUUUCCACAUUGUGGCUGCAAUGCUGUGAAGGCCACGUGAAUCGGUGUCACCUUUUUGCAAAACAACGAACGACGUGUUUUACGCCGGGUUUUUUUUUCAGGGUCAAGGGCAGGUCAGUUAGUGCCAGAAUACGUGGAUCGAUUUCUAAUUAGACCCAAGACCUUUCUAAUAAAAUACUGCUUGUAGAGCAAUGGACCAGUAGUGUGGGAGAGUUUCAUGGGCUGAGGUUAAAACUGGGUCUAACGUGAAAUGAGAUUACGAUUGCGAGACCAUGAAAUUUAGUUUUCGCAUUGACGUCCUCCAAAAAUCAAUUCCGCCCAAAGCUACCUCGGUCAGUUGAUUGCAGCCAUCGGUAUUCAGACCUAACAGCUGAGCAGCGAGUUGGCCUGUGAGUGACCUGUGUGGGUUGAGAAAUCACCUUCGUCAGUGCAAAGUUAAUAAUGAUAACAAGACGUGGCAGCAGGAAGCGGCGGAGGUUCUGAAUUUAAUACCGUGACGAAGUUGCACACCGAGCGGAAUUGACAUCUCUUCACGGGGCAACAUUGGAAUGGCUUGUAACAACGUUGACUCACUCGGAUUUUUGCACAAGCGUAGGAUUAUCCUCUCAGUUUUUGUGUGUGCCUGAGAGUUGGGGUUGCAAGAUAUUGAAUGUAUGUUGAACUUCUUUCGCACCUUACAUAGCCAACCAUGCUAUUAGGAGGUGUGGGGGAAGGACACCAAACUAAACACAGAACAAUAACACCAGAGUGCACUGAUUGCGUUUUCAUUUUGUUAAUUCACUUCACUCGGGUUCUUAAGUCCCCCCCCUCCCCCCCCACUGCUUGUUAUGGCUUGCCGAUUUCCGCGAUGAUUACUGGAACACUGUCCAAGAAUUAGAACAAUGGAACUCUUGAUUAUGCUUUUUUCAUCGGGUACCAGGCAGAAGAAGAAACAAAAAUUCCCAUUCGAGUAAUAAACAAUGUUCUCAAUUGCACGUCUCCACGUCGUUUAUUUUCAUGUGUUCUGUUAAAACCUGACACUUUUUUCAACAAGAAAAUUGAGUUGGCUUGUUUUAGCCCUGUUGGUCUUGUUAUGAAACGUGCACACAAAUAUUACGUGUGUGGUGCAUAAGAAGCUAGAACUCUGGACGAUGUUCCUUUAUGAAUUAAAAAAAUAUAUUUUUCACGUUU
Molecule: messenger RNA, 7707 nt
Organism: Petromyzon marinus (sea lamprey)
Lineage: Eukaryota; Metazoa; Chordata; Hyperoartia; Petromyzontiformes; Petromyzontidae
Gene: RNF103
Product: ring finger protein 103
Biological process (GO): protein ubiquitination; ERAD pathway
Cellular component (GO): endoplasmic reticulum
Molecular function (GO): ubiquitin-protein transferase activity
Source: RefSeq, a predicted model, not a curated record